Messenger RNA from Penicillium expansum, 1722 nucleotides. RefSeq names its product NAD-dependent malic enzyme. The transcript is spliced from 8 exons. The coding region runs from base 1 to 1722 and encodes 573 amino acids. NCBI's taxonomy places the organism in Eukaryota, Fungi, Ascomycota, Eurotiomycetes, Eurotiales, Aspergillaceae. The record is from RefSeq and is a predicted model, not a curated record. Gene Ontology annotation, molecular function: NAD binding; malate dehydrogenase (decarboxylating) (NAD+) activity. Gene Ontology annotation, cellular component: mitochondrion. Gene Ontology annotation, biological process: pyruvate metabolic process; malate metabolic process.
AUGUCAGACGCCAAGUCCAAGUUUCGCGAUCUACCCCGCGCCGCGGGGCCCUUGAUCUGCCCAUACAAGGGAACUGCUCUCCUCCAAUCAUCCCAACUCAACAAAGGUUCAGCCUUUCCAGACAAUGAACGAUCAACAUUCAAGCUCCACAGUCUCCUCCCGCCAAACAUCCAGACAUUGGACGAGCAAGUUCAGCGCGCUUAUGAGCAGUACAAAACCAGAGCUGAUGACCUUGCCAAGAACACCUUCCUGGCUAGCAUGAAGUCACAGAACGAAGUGCUGUACUACAAGCUCCUGCAAACCCACCUGAAGGAGAUGUUCAGCGUGAUAUACACACCUACUGAAGGAGAUGCAAUUCAGAAUUACUCGCGGUUGUUCAGGAAGCCAGAAGGGUGUUUCUUGAAUAUCAAUGACCAGGAUCACUUUGACGAGUACCUCGCUGGGUUUGGGACUGGAGAGGAUGUUGAUUAUAUAGUUGUCAGUGAUGGAGAAGAGAUAUUGGGCAUUGGAGACCAGGGCGUCGGCGCUAUUCUCAUCUCGGUUGCCAAACUGGUUAUUACCACACUUUGUGCUGGAAUCCAUCCUUCGCGGCAGCUUCCUGUUGUACUGGAUUGUGGGACAGAUAACGAAGAGUUGCUCAAUGACUCUCUUUAUCUAGGUCUCCGACAGCAUCGGGUCAGAGGGGAGAAGUACGACGAAUUUGUGGAUAGAUUUGUCAAGGCUGCCCGCAAACAAUUUCCCAAGGCUUACAUCCACUUUGAGGACUUUGGCCUUAAUAAUGCACGGAGAAUCCUCGAUAGGUAUCAGUCGCAGAUACCCUGUUUCAAUGACGAUAUCCAGGGCACAGGGUGUGUCACACUCGCUGCCAUGUUGGCUGCCCUUCAAGUCAGCCAAGUCAAACUGGAAGAUGUGCGAGUAGUGAUCUUCGGCUCGGGAACAGCUGGUACUGGCAUUGCCGACCAGAUCUCAGAUACCAUUGCCACCGAGACACGCAAGUCGAAGGAUGAAGCAUCUAAACAAAUAUGGUGCAUCGACAAACCCGGUCUUCUUGUAAAGUCCCUCGGUGAUAAGCUGACCGAUGGCCAGAAAUCUUUCGCACGAGAUGAUGACGGGUGGCCGGAAGAUGAUCGGGAUCUUUUGUCGGUCAUCAAAAGAGUCCAUCCCCAUGUGCUUAUCGGGACAUCGACCAAGCCUGGAGCAUUCACUGAAGAUAUCGUUCGUGCGAUGGCCAGGAAGGUGGAACGACCAAUCAUCUUCCCCCUCAGCAAUCCUACACGACUCCAUGAGGCGAAACCGGUCGAUCUCUACGAAUGGACCGAUGGGCGCGCUCUAGUUGCCACGGGUAGUCCAUUCCCGCCAGUUACUCACAACGGCACGAAAUAUGACAUCGCGGAAUGCAACAACUCGACAUGUUUCCCAGGCAUUGGUCUUGGGGCAGUUCUGUCGCAGUGCCGUCUUGUAUCCAAGAAAAUGCUAGUAGCUGCGGUGGAGGCACUGAAGGCACGGUCACCAGCACUGAAAGACUCCGAUAAGCCGUUGCUACCCGAUGUAGAAGACGUGCGUGAAAUCAGUGUGGAUAUUGCUGCAGCUGUGAUAUUGUGUGCUGUAGAGGAGGGACUAGCACAGGCGGAGGGUAUUCCUACCACCGACUCGGAGUUGCGGGAGUGGAUUCGGGUCCAGAUGUGGGAGGCUGAGUACCGACCUAUAGUCUAUAAGAAUUAG